Messenger RNA from Symbiodinium pilosum, 2601 nucleotides. NCBI's taxonomy places the organism in Eukaryota, Dinophyceae, Suessiales, Symbiodiniaceae. The record is from the annotation of a GenBank genome assembly.
GCUGGUGAGACGGGGAAGAUCUCGCACGCCCUGAGCCCAGGAAGUAUCGUCUCCGCUGGUGAGGUGUUAGCCCGGCUUGAGCUCAAGGAUCCCUCCAAGGUCAAGAAGAUCUCGCCCUUUGAGGGAGACUUCCAGAUCUCUGCCAAGCCAGAGCCGGAUGUGCCUGCGCCCAAGGAAGACCUCUUGGCCUUCUUGGACGGCUUCCACGCGGACACCAAGGGGCCGCAGCUAGUCGAGCGGAUGUUUGCCGGCUUCGGGAGCAGGGAGGCUGCGACUGAGACCGUGCGCGGCGUCCUAGAGAAGUACCUCUCGAACGAGCGUCCUUUUGCCGCGUCCAUUGAGACCAAACAGCCUUACGACAAGCUUCUGCUGGACUUGAUCAACCAGGGCAAAGACUCCCUGGAACAGGUGCUCCUCAUGGUGGCUGCCCACAACAAGCUGGCUGACCGCAGUGAGGUCGUAAUGGGCGUCAUCCGUGAGAUGCUGGCCGCUGAGGGGUCCGGCAUGUCCUGCAUGUACGUCCCUGACAUGCGCAUGGAGGAUGACAUGGCAGCUGCCGUGCAGGAGAAGAUUGUGGAGAUUUCGCAGCUGCCAAGCUCGGCAGCCGUGGCCGGUGAUUAUGGCAACGUGCGGUAUUUGGCUCAGCAGCUGUUGGACACCAUGCCGCAGGAGUCCUACGAGGAGCGUACCAAGCACUUCCGUGAGCAGUUGGCUGCCUUGAGUGACAAGGCUCUAGCCGAGCACAAGGAACUCCCUGGAGCCGUGGAUGGUGGCUUAGAGAUGGAGCUCUUGGUGGAAGCCUUGAGUGACUCCGAUGCCAAGAUCCAGGAGAAAGCUAUGCAUGCGUACAUCUCCUGGCUCGCAGCACCAAGCCAGCUGACCAAAGUGGAGGUUGCCGGAGCCAAAUCGGCAGUUUGGACACAGUUCUUCCCCGUGGCUGCCGGCCAGGAGCACCACCGUCACGGCCUCCUCACCGUGACGCCAGAGCUUUCAAAGUUCGAGCUGGAUGAGAAGCUGCUGAGCCCGCUGAUCAAGCAGCAGACGGCUCAGGGUGUCCCGGUGAACUUCCUCCACAUCGUGGCGGGACGUGACGCCUUCCCCAGCAUCACGGACCGAACACUGUUCUACAACACGGACUCUGCACUCGAGAAGGUGAUGAAGUAUUUCCAGCAGCUGUUCACGAAGCAGACAGAGCUCCUGAAGUCAGCAGGCGUGGGCGAGAUCUUCGUGGCCUUGCCCCAGCCUCCCCGCCACCCGCGCUUUGUGAAGUUCAGCUUGGACCCCACUACCGAGGAGUGGUCUGAGAGUGAGCUGUCCAGGGACCUGUGGCCGUCCUUCACGGGUUUGCUGGAGCUAAGCUCGCUCCAGCGACUCUAUUCCCUUCAGCGCAUCCACAAGGAGGUGCGGCCAACCUCCCAUAUCUACUUGGCCACGCCCCCAAUGAUCAGCGGCAAGGCCACCACAUCGGAGCUGCUGAUGCGGGCCCUCUUCCUGUCGGUGAGCAAAGAGUCCUUUGGCCAAAGCUUGACGGACAGCUUGGACCUCGCAUUGGAGGAAGUGGAGCAUGCCAUGCUGGAUCCGCGUGUAGCCAAGCUGGGCCCUUCGGUGACUAGCAGGAUCUUUGUGCACUUCGUGGGUGAGCUGGACAUGGAGCUUGGAGAGCUGGAGCAGCGCUUCACAGACACCGUGAACAGCCAUGUGGGUCACCGCAGCUCGGACAUCAAGCUUUGCGUAGAUGAGAUCGAGGUUAAGGUGCAUCGGAAGGCGGGUUCAUCCAUCGAGACGCUCCGUCUCUCCCUGUCCUCUUUGGGCGGUGGCUUCUUGAAACCAAAGAUGUUGAGGGAGUUCCCGGAUCCCGUGACUGGCUUCCCGCUCCACUGGGAGGCAGCCAAGGAGGGCGCAGCCCUGAGCCCGCUCGAGCACCCGCAUGUGGCCGACCGUGCGGCCUUGAGCCGCUACCAGGCCAAGCGUGUGGCGGCCCGUCGUGCAGGUUCCACCUAUGCCUUUGACCUGCCUGGUAUGCUCCAGCUUGGUCUGACCAUGAAGUGGAUCGCUGCCACCAACGGUGCCAGCUCCCCAAGAGAGACCCGCAAGGAUCUUGGAGGCUCCAGGAAGCGCAGCCCGUCACCCCGUGGCCGGAGCAUGACAGUGCCCUCCAAGAUCCCCGAAGGUGUCCCCAAGGACCUCCUGACUGCUGUGGAGUUGGUGAUGGACUGGUCCAAGAUGGAGCUUGUGGAGACGCAGCGCCCAGAGGGUUCCAACGAUGUGGGCAUGUUGGCCUGGAAGCUGACCAUGAAGACCCCGGAGUACCCAGAAGGCCGUGUCGUGAUCCUCAUUGCCAACGAUGUGACCUUCCAAGCCGGCUCCUUCGGCGUGCGGGAGGACCAAUUCUUCCAGAAGGCCUCUGAGCAUGCCAGAAAGCUGGGACUCCCCCGCGUUUACGUGUCCUGCAACAGCGGCGCCCGCGUGGGGUUGGUAGAGGAGCUCAAGCCCUUGUACAAGAUCCAGUGGUGGGACCCCUCGGACUGUGGCAAAGGCUUCGAGUACCUGUACCUCACCAAGGAAGACUACGAAAAGCUGCCUGCAGGUGACGACGCCUAA